ACAUCACAUGCUUGCUUUAUUACAUUUAAGCUGAAGUGAACGAAGGCGAAAGUUGAACGAGAGCAGAAUAGAGCUGACUGGGUAUGAGAGCAGCCACUGGCAUAGGGGGCAAUACAUUGAAAAACGUCAACAUGGUGCAUUUGGAAAUUUUAUUUGGGCUGAUUUGGGUAUUGUUCGUUCCUGUAACCAACACCAAAAAAACUUAUGGCGACAUGUUUCCUAACAAAUACAAGCCCUUUAUACCAUUCCCAAUCCCCGGAUGGGAACCAGACACCAAACCUUGGGACGAAUCUCUGUAUCCUGCUUUUAAACAAGAGCUGACCCGCAGACAUGGUAAAACUCCGCGCGUGCGCCUGACGAGCGACAGCCCCGCAAUGAACGGCUCGUGCAUCACAUUCACUGCAGCGCUGGAGUUCCCGCCAUGUCAGAAAGAGGGCGCUGACGUCAACCUGCUGAAUGAAAACUGUGACGAUGAUAUGACUUCAGCCAGUGGACAGGGACGUUUAGGGUCUGUUGGAUGGUUGGAUGACUACGGCUUUGGAAAGUGUACCGAUAAGAAAAGGUGUAAUGUCUUCCCUGAUGGAAAACCUUUCCCUCAGACCAGCGACUGGAGACGUAGAGGUUAUGUGUAUGUUUGGCGCACCAUGGGUCAGUAUUUUGAGACAAGUGAUGGCUCCUCCUCCCAUCUAACUCUAAACACCACUAACAUGACAAUUGGAGCUGGUGAGAUGGAGGUUUUGGUGUAUUGCAAACGUGAACGCCGGAAGUACAGCCCACUCUCUACUGAUAAUACUGUAUACUUUAUAACAGAUAAGAUUCCCAUCUCAGUGAACAUUUCCCAGAAAGAAGCAGUAAAAAUAAAAGAGAAAAACGUCUUUUAUAAAGGCUCAGAUGUGAUAUUCAAAGUGCAGGUCCAUGACCCCAGUAAGUACCUAAAGACAGCUGAUGCAGUAGACUUUAUCUGGGACUUUCAGGAUGGCAACAAGCUGGUCACCCCCAGCAACGUGGCGACCCAUACGUACAACACGCUCGGAAACUUUACGGUCAAUCUCCUUGUAAAAGCAGCAUUCCGCAUUUCCUGCCCACCACCAACUCCCACGCCACAGGCUCGUACCACAGAAAUGUCUACACCGUCACCUGUACCUCAUACAUUUACCAGCAAAAUUGAGACUACGAAAGCUCCUGUUGUAACCAGUCCUUUGCCAACAUCCACUCCUCAAAGUCCCUCAAGUGCCGUUCCAACAACAGAACCAUUUCAUACAGAUGCUCAUGUGACGUCUAGCACUACAGCAACUCCUGUACCCGAGACCGGCUCGGCCCAUACUCAGACCGGCUCGGCCCACACUCAGCCCAUCUCCCAACUCAUGAUCAAACACACACAUUUGGAGUCAGACUGUUACCGCUACAUGUAUGGCUCCUUUGAGAGUGAGAUCAUCAUUAUUGAACCUCCUCUUGGUCUUUACAAUGAGCUACACAAUAAGAUUUUAAAUGAAGUCACCAACACCUCUGUCAACUUUAUGGUGACAUGCACUGGCAGUGUUCCCUCAGUGGCAUGUACCGUCGUGGCCGAUUCCACCUGUCAGGUGGUAAAUGACAUCCUAUGUGAGGAUGCCUCACCCUCGGGUGAAGGUUGCAAGAACAGUUUGACACGCAUCUUUCAAACGCCGGGCACGUACUGCGUCAACAUCAAGCUGGGAGUUCCUGGCGGCUUGGCUCUUGCCACCACCACCUCAGUAUCCGUUGGCAACAGCCCUGACAAGAGCUUUUCUACAUCCUCCCAUGUUGCUGUGGUUGUUGUGUCUUCCAGUGCUGUGCUGGUUUCCAUCUUUGCAUUUAUUGCCAUUAUGAUCCAUAGGCGAUAUAAGGAGUAUCGUCCGGUUGGACGCCCCAUGUUGGAUGAUGCAGAGAGAAACUCAGGAGUUAAUAGCUGGGGUUUAAGAAAGCUAAGAUCUACUCUAUUUCCAGCCAAUGAGGAGAGAAGCCAUUUAUUGGCCGAGAAACCAGUAUAAAUUGAUUAAGAAUUGCAGUAACCACUUUCUGCAGGUUGCUAGAACCGUUUAAUGAGAAUAAUAAAUUUAAGUUAGCAUUUUAUUACAGUACAUGCAUUUUUUUUGGAAUAAGUUACUUUUUGGUUUGAAACCAAUGUGUUGACAUUUGAAGAAUCAAUAAUUACUAAUCACUAAAACCUCACUACUAACUGACCCAACAUGAAGUAUUGUAUCUCUUGUAUAAUCACUUGCUUUCAAAAAUGAACAUUUAUGAGUAAAGGUAACACUGGAAUGACGUCAAAGUAUCACAAUGUUAUUCUAUACCAUCAAAUUGUUUUGCACAUUUAUGAUUAAAACUGUGGAAAAUUAA
Messenger RNA from Misgurnus anguillicaudatus (oriental weatherfish), 2358 nucleotides. RefSeq names its product glycoprotein (transmembrane) nmb (gene gpnmb). Gene Ontology annotation, molecular function: integrin binding. Gene Ontology annotation, cellular component: plasma membrane. The record is from RefSeq and is a predicted model, not a curated record. Gene Ontology annotation, biological process: cell adhesion. Lineage: Eukaryota; Metazoa; Chordata; Actinopteri; Cypriniformes; Cobitidae.